CAAUAAUUCGCUCUAUGCCGCUCUGAAUGUGAACAUUGUGAAAGUAGUAAAUACCCACACGCGAGAGUACCUGUUGGAUUAACAGGGAAGCGCAAAUCUGGGGCGAAACACCAGAAACAAGAAAUAACGAAACAAACGAAAAGGGGGAACACAAGGAACUUCUAUGGAAUUUCUCGUUGGGUGUAACUUUUGCCCUCCGACCGGUAGUUGAGUCUCACAUCGGGGCCUCGGGAAACGAUGACUGGGUGAGGAAUGAACGCGACUUCUCGCACUACUGACGUUACCUCAGAAAAAUAAGCGUAACGUUUGAGCUGCUGGCGACUUAAAAUGAGGGAUUUCGUCUCGCUGACCAGGAAUAAUGGUUGUGGAUGGUAUGAAAGUGCCAGAGUUUGAGGGAAGCUAACAAGCUAUUCAGCCACACCCUCCCGCCGCUUCCUGAUACGCAAGAUGUAGCGGGAGACUACAACCGACGCGCGAGAGUCUCAGUAGCGAACGGAGUUCGUUAUCAUCGCGGAAACCGCGUUAAAACUUUCAGCCGAGCGUUUAAAGAAUGGCAAGCAAAAGCGAAACUAUCUGCCACUGGACAACCGAUGCUUUCCUCCUGGAGAGGGCGUAUGGACAAUAGAUAUGCAUAAGGAACUGAGUUUGCCCACAGAACUUGGAUUGUGUAUGAAAAAGAAACGGCUGAAAGUCGUUGGGGAACGUUUUAUGAAUUUCCGAGGUGUCCUGGGAUGAUGGUGCAGUGGCGGCGGGGCGCCUGCGCGUCUCCCGCUUCGGUCGCGGGUCAGCAAGACGGUCAAUAUAUCAGCAGCAGCAUCCCAUUGCAGCAGGACAUGUAUUUAAAUGCAUGUAAUGUGCAUGACACGAAGAAAACCUGAAAUGACAAAUUCCACACAGCAAAAGUAGCGAUUCUGGAAGUCAACCUGCACUUUGCCUUCGCUUGGGCAUCUUCUUGUACACGGCACUGCAGAAGCCUUUUGUAGAAAAGAGUGUUUUUGGUUUCUCUGCAUUGUUGGAGCGACAUUGACAACCUGUGAAACUGAUCAGACUGUAGCCUACCUUGUCGGGAUAGUUGUGAAUUCUGUUCUAUGCUCGUUUUUCUCAUAAUGCACACCUAAAAUCAGAUUAUUUAAUCAUAGGGCAAUACAUUUGAAGGGAUAUUUCAUUACAGAUCUCAUCAGCCCUUUUGCCCGUGUUGUAUUUUUGAAAAAAUAAAUCCAAAUAUUUUUCUAAAGUACUUCCCUUAUUGGUGCAUUGAGUGAAGUUUCAUGUAAUUUUGAGUUUUCAAAGCUGAGUGGACUAUUUCUGAAGGACGUUAUUGGCCAGUUCCACUCUCCCUGAGAAGGUGCGGGAAUCUUUUUAUUUUUAUUUUUUUUACUGAAGAAAAUGACAUAACUCACAUGUUCACACAAGAGAACAUAUGUUGUGAUCUUUAUUUUGAACAUUAGCGCGACCACACUACUAUGGCUAGUAGUGGCUCGGGAAAAUCAGAUAGUGAGGUUUCUACCAACAUCCUUAGCGGAAGCUUGCAACAAAGGAAAAGACUUUCAUCCAUCUGUGACGCAUGCAAGAGCAAAAUGCAGCUGGUGGCAGACCUGCUCCUGCUGUCCAGCGAGACCAGGCCGGUGGUGAACACCGACGGCAUGCCUGUAGCAGAGACGUUCGAGAAAUGCCGCGACACGGUGAUCGCACGAACCAAGGAGCUGUCGAUCAUCGUUCAUGAUAUCCAGAGCCAGCUCAACAUGGGGAAGUUCGUGGAGGUCGGGGACCGACUGGUCGAGAUGGGGGACCUAGUGGUCUCGCUGACGGAGUAUUCGGCGCACGCCGCUUACCUGGCAGCCGUGGAGAUCCCGGGUUCCCAGGCUGCCAUUUCCGGCCUGGUGGACCGCUACAAAGUCACCCGAUGCAGACACGAAGUGGAGCAAACGUGCAACAUUCUCCGCCUGACGGCUCUGGCUGACCUGACUCCGCAGCUCCUUCUGGAAGUCUCGCAGAACAUCCUGAAGAACCUCACCACGCUUACGGAUGCCUCCUCUCUGGCCAGUGAUAAAUCCAAGGACAAGUUCGCAAAGGAGCAGUUCAAAGCCAGCGUCAAGUGCAUGAGCACGAGCGCCACAGCACUUUUAGCAUGCAUGCGUGAGCUAAAGGCCUGCCCGAGCGACCUGACCCGCAACCGCUGUGUCCUCUUCAGUGGGCCGCUCGUGCAGGCCGUGCACGCCCUGGUGGGUUUCGCCACCGAAACGCAGUUCCUCGGCAAAGCCGCAACCAUCCCCCCCGAAGGAAAAGGGGUGCAGACAGCCGUUCUGGGUGGCGCCAUGAGCGUGGUUUCGGCCUGCGUUCUUCUGACCCAGGGCCUCAGGGAUAUUUCCCAGCAUCCCGAGAACAGCUCCCAGAUGCCCAUCUAUAGGGAGCGGCUGCGAAACUCUGCAUGCGCCGUCUCAGACGGAUGCACACUCCUGUCUCAGGCACUAAGGGAACGAUCCUCACCUAGAACUUUACCGCCAGUUAACUCUCAUUCUGUGAAUUAAAACUCCUCCCCGGCACGUUAUUUUGAAGUACCAAAGAAUCCAAUCAGGUUUAACCCCACAUACACUCUUAAAAAUAAAGUUUCCGUAAGGCUGAUGAUACACGUCUGAUGAUAAACUUUUUGAGCAAUGUUGCUGUCAACGGGCAACCAGGAGAGACACAGGACCAACGACUGAUCUAAAAUAUCCAGAUAAUAUGUUACCUAUUCUCAAUGAGAGAGUGCCCAAGCAACAUUGCUCAAAAAAAAGUUGCCCUGUGUAUCAUCAGCCUAAAGGGUUUUCACAGCGACUCCAUUGAAGAAUCAUUUUGGGUUCCAAAAAAGAACCUUACAGAGAACAGUUCUUAAAAGAACCAUUAUCCAAAGAACCUUUUCUGCAUUUGAAAGGUUCCGUGCAUGUUAAAGAUUCUUUGUGGAACCGUCAAAUUUAUUUUUAAGAGUAAAUGUAGUAAUUACCAUUUUUUUAUUGACAUUUCAUGGCAGUUGGCUUCACUCAAGCUCACAUUUGUAGGUUUUUCUCAAACUAGAUGUGAUUGGGGAAGAAGUAGCUUUUACUAAAACUGACAACUUUUGCAAAUAUCUGUGUCGGUUGAGAAUAUAAUAUGGCCAAAAGGGGCCGUUACAACAGAAGCCUUAAAUGAAACUGAAAGUCUUUACCUCAGUGUUUGGCUGAAUGGAUGUCAUUGAGACUUGUAGAAAUCAUCAGCAUAAUAAUGUUCGUAUUCCAUGUGUGAAUUUGUAAUGAGUAAAAGCUGCUGUGAGUGUGUGCCAUAGGUUUUACACUAUUUACCAGACUUACAAUUAUAUUUUAAUGUGCUGUGUUUUUUCCCUUUGCCCACGCCUCAUUUUUUUUAUCAUGCAUGUACUGGAGUAUUUAUUUCAAGUAAUUAAAAAUGUUGUGUCUUAUGC
This is a messenger RNA of Carassius auratus (goldfish), 3433 nucleotides long. It is a transcript of the gene tlnrd1, whose product is annotated as talin rod domain containing 1. The record is from RefSeq and is a predicted model, not a curated record. Lineage: Eukaryota; Metazoa; Chordata; Actinopteri; Cypriniformes; Cyprinidae. Bases 1464 to 2528 code for a protein of 354 amino acids. Gene Ontology annotation, molecular function: actin binding. The transcript has a single exon.